UGCUCGUUAGCUUUAUAUGUACAAAGAAAACAACAAGUCUCAUGUUUCAGUCAUUUAUGUCAAUGUGUUGAAGGAAAAUGGAGGUUUUUAACCAACUUGUUUUGGAAUACCCCCAGUUGGUGUACGGAGGGGUCGGAACGGCGUUGGUCGCCGGCGGAGCGCUCGUCUAUAAGAUCGCGACCAGAAAGAAACCCACACAUGCUCAUGUCAACUGUUGGUUCUGCAACCAGAAUACAGUGGUGCCCUAUGACAACAGGAACUGCUGGGACUGUCCUAACUGUGACCAGUACAAUGGCUUCCAGGAGAAUGGCGAUUACAACAAACCCAUCCCAGCUCAGUACAUGGAAGAUCUUAAUCACGGCGUGUCCGCAACUGUUCCCUUGUCUGAGGCGCCCAAGUCUCUGCAGUGGGUCAACUGUCAGAUGCUACUGUGCAGAAAGUGCAACAACAACCAAUCUGCCAAGAUUAAGCAGUUGGCUUCAUUCAUCCCAAGGGAAGACGAAAACUACGAUGAGGAGAUAGAAGCAUACAAGCAUCACCUUGAACAGACAUACAAGUUAUGCAGGCCAUGUCAGACGGCAGUGGAGUACUACAUCAAAUACCAGAACCGCCAACUCCGCACUGUGCUCUUAAACCAUCAGCUCAGACGUAGCAGAGAGUCUGACAAGGCCAUUGUAAAAAGCUCCUAUUACCUCAAUACGCCAAUGGGAGUGAUACUGAUGCGUGCUUUGGCUUUUGUCAUCUGUGCCUUUCUGGUCGCUGUGGUUAUAUGUGGGUCAGUAGACCUGCAGUCUGCCUUUCUACACACACAGCAAACAUUAAGCGGAGGGGUCAUUCCUCCUAAACCUGGUCCUUACAACGACUCCACCCCUAAAAAUGAGAGCAGUGGAGCUGGACAUGUGUGGCAGCAUCUGCUUGACCUGCUACCAAACAAGACCACUGAGAGGGCGGAGCUGGCUUGGCAGUACGGACGGGACAAUCAAAUGGCCGUAACCGCUGUUGGCCUGUUGACCUGUGUCACUGCCAUCAUCCUUGCAGGACGUGUCAGGUUGAGGAGGAUUGAUGCUGUGGCCUCUGUGUUAUGGCUCCUACUUCUGUGCCUCUACUUGGCUGAGAGCUACCUGAAUUGCGUCUCUGAGCAGCUGGACACAGCCAAGCUCAGCACCACCGUCCUCUGUUGCCUGGUCAGCUUUGCUGCUGCUGUGGCAACCCGCAAAUCCAUGUGCCCGCGGAGAGCCAGAGGCCGAAGAUACCUUGCAGGCAGCUUUAUGGGUCCUCCUCCCCUCAGCGGCCAGCAUCUGUCUUACAUCUCCAGUGACACAUCUGACUCCUUCAUCCCUGCCCCACCACCCAACCUCUCCAAGCUCAUCAGCCGCCAGCGGGGCCCCCGGGAACGCAAGGCCUCCCCAUCCUCGCUCCCUGGACGUCUGAACAGAGCCCUCUGCCUUGGCACCAUGCCAUCACUGAUCAGAACAGAUUCGGGUUAUCUGUUUAGUGGGAGCAGACCUCCAUCACAAUGCAAAGACUCCCCGCCUUCAGACUACUUCUCACUGCAAUCGGGGAGCCGCCCAUCAUCCCCAGGCCCGUCGCCUACUCCCUCGGUGGCCGGUUCAGUCACGUCAAGCUCUGGCUCCGCCCACCAUCGCCGUCCCCUUAUCAGCCCUGCCCGCCUCAACAUCAGCGGGAGGAGACUCCAGCUCUUUCCUCCAGAGGCAGAGCACCCCAUGUCCCGCACUGUAUCCCCUACCCGCUUCUUCCAUGAGCCUGCCCCUUCUGUGUUAAGCAGCCAGUUUUCCCCAGACACAUCGCCCUUCCAAAGCCAAAAUGAUUUGAGUUCCUUACGGAGGAAGGGAAGCGUAAUCGAGGGGAGGAGAGGCAGCUCCACUGAGUCCUCAGCGUGCAUGGUCGACACUACCACGAACGGACCAGAGAGCACUCCUCCAUCAAAGGGUUUCUUGAGGCAGUUUAUCUGCCCUGGGUUAUUGUUUGUAAGCCUGAGUGCCAACCUGUUAGUCGCCUCUCUCUACAUAUACCACAACUGGGGAUGAAGCACUGACGCCUUAACAGUUGUCGUCUACCCGACCACCGCAGAAUCAGUCGGCCUCGGGGCCGAUCAUGACACUGACUCCUCCGCAGACAGGGGUCUUCCCACAGUAACGGAGAAUGUAUUUUUGUUUCAUUUCAGGUUUUAUUUUAUUCCCCCUGCCUCUCUUGUCAGUAACUGCUAUGGUUUGCUCAACCAAAACCAAAACACUAAUACUGGCUGGCAGAUUUUUGACAGUGCAUCUUCUUUUUGAUCAGUUCUCAAAAAAAAAAAAAAAGCGAACACAGAAAAAUAUAAAGUUACGCUGACAACUUUGUGAUUGUCUGGCUUUGGUCUCGUUUCCCUGUAAUGUGAUCUGACCUUGGUUUUGAUGGUUUGCUUCAGUUUCUCAGCACAAACUCAAAAAAAAUUGCCUCUGACUUGAACACAGAUGCAUGAGUGAAUACUUAAAAAAAAAAAAAAAACUUGUCUCAUUGGCACUGGUGUCUGGUUUAGCCCAUGCUGUGAAAUGUGCAAUAAAUACGUACUGUCGGAAACCAUGCUGCUUUUACUGUCAGGUUCAUGUCU
Messenger RNA from Lampris incognitus (smalleye Pacific opah), 2611 nucleotides. It is a transcript of the gene tmem201, whose product is annotated as transmembrane protein 201. Gene Ontology annotation, cellular component: nuclear inner membrane. The record is from RefSeq and is a predicted model, not a curated record. Gene Ontology annotation, biological process: nuclear migration along microtubule. Bases 78 to 2048 code for a protein of 656 amino acids. Gene Ontology annotation, molecular function: lamin binding; actin filament binding. The transcript has 11 exons. Lineage: Eukaryota; Metazoa; Chordata; Actinopteri; Lampriformes; Lampridae.